GGAAAUACACUCAGAUCACAUAGUUUGAGCUUUACACUUUACGAAAAUGCACCUUUUGAAAAUAGUGCACCUUACAUUUGAAAUAAUUUGUGUAUCAAAUGCCGCGAAAAUUCUUGGAAUUUUUCAUUUACCAUCAUACAGCCAUUAUCAACUAGGCGAGGUACUGUUAAAAGAAUUGGCGUCAAGAGGUCAUGAUGUUACAGUAAUAUCACCAGUGGAAGAGAAACAGAAAGUCAAAAACCUACGAACAAUUUACUUAGACAAUGUUAUGGAUGUUUUAAAAGAGAAAAAUUUUAAUAUGUUUGCGUUAGCUGAUGAUAACGCCAUUACAUGUAUGUUUAAAUCUAUCGAAGAUAUGACUACGCUUGUUAAGAAUACCUUAAACCACACGAACGUUCAGAAAUUAAUUACAUCGAAUGAGAAAUUUGAUCUUGUCAUCCUUGAGCGGUUAAUGAAUGACGCAUUUCAUGGUUUUUGCGUUCACUUCGAAGCCCAUUGCGUUAUUUCUUCAUCCAUACCUCCCACUCAUACUUCAAAUACCCAAAUGGGAAUCUUUAUACCACCUUCAUAUCUACCAGAAAUACAUACCAGUUUUUCAAGUAAAAUGAAUUUUUUUGAAAGAUUAUACAACGGAAUAGUACAUGUGAUCAGUACAGUUGUAUUUCACACUCAGACACUUCCUACCCAAAAUGAAAUGAUGCACAAAUAUUUUCCCACCGUUCCUCAUCUCACAGAUAUUUUUUAUAAUGUAUCCUUAACGCUAUUUAAUUCUCAUAUUAGUUCAAGUACGCCCAUUCCCCUUUUACCCAACAUGAUUGAUAUAGGUGGUUACCAUAUUAAACCAGCCAAAGCCCUUCCACAGGACUUGCAGGAAUACUUAGAUAAUGCCAAAGAAGGUGUACUUUUUUUCAGUAUGGGUUCUCAUCUCCGUAGUAAAGAUCUAACCGAUAAUCGCAGAGAAGCUAUUUUGAAGGCAUUCACAGCGGUAAAUCUAAAAGUGCUAUGGAAGUGGGAAAACGAGUCUUUGGUCGGUCGGCCACCAAAUGUUAAGAUAUUAAAGUGGGUACCACAAAACGAUGUGCUGGCUCAUCCUAACAUCAAACUGUUUAUGACACAUGGCGGAUUACUAAGUACCCUAGAAGCCAUUUAUCAUGGAGUUCCCGUUGUGGGUAUUCCGAUCUACGGCGAUCAACAUUUAAAUAUGCGUACAGUUGAAGAUAAUAAUCAUGGUAUUAUUGUAGACCUCCCAGGUAUAACUGGUGAAAAACUGUUAAAUGCCAUCAAUACAGUACUACAAAAUCCAAAGUAUUUAAAUAACGCACGUGCAAGAUCCAAAAUAUUACGAGAUAAUCCCCAGAAGCCACUGGAUAAAGCAAUUUUUUGGAUAGAGUAUGUCUUAAGACAUAACGGCGCUCAUCACCUCAAAACAGCUGCAUUAAAUUUAAGGUGGUACCAAUAUCUAUUGUUGGACGUGGUUGUUUUUUUCGCCUUCUUAGUUACGACACCUAUUUUGAUUUGUUAUGUCAUUUAUAAGACUAGGCGAUCAUCUAAAGUUACACUAUCAAAAACAAAAAAGAAUAAGUAAAGAAUGAAAAGUAACUCCCUAAACCUACUUCGGCAAGUCUGAGUGUUACCAUACUAGGUUUUAUGUACUAGCCAUUGUCAACAGAAACAGUAAUGCCCAAUAAAUCUACAUCACAAAAUAGGUACAUAUAUACCCGUU
Molecule: messenger RNA, 1723 nt
Organism: Photinus pyralis (common eastern firefly)
Lineage: Eukaryota; Metazoa; Arthropoda; Insecta; Coleoptera; Lampyridae
Product: UDP-glucuronosyltransferase 2C1-like
Exons: 4
Coding region: 47-1585 (512 amino acids)
Molecular function (GO): UDP-glycosyltransferase activity
Source: RefSeq, a predicted model, not a curated record